Miscanthus lutarioriparius is the source of this 1080-nucleotide messenger RNA. Lineage: Eukaryota; Viridiplantae; Streptophyta; Magnoliopsida; Poales; Poaceae. The record is from the annotation of a GenBank genome assembly.
AUGCAUAGAGGAUAUGAAGCGUUGCUAGGAUGCCUCAUUGCUGGGGUGAUAAUUGGGGCCAUUGCUAUUUUCUGCCAUGUCAGGAGAAGAGCCAGCAAGUUUCAACCAUCAAGAAACGAUAUCGAGAUCGCGGUGGCAUCCCUUGAGUAUGAGGAGACUACCUGCAAGCCGAUGUCGAUCAAAGAAAUAUACACAGCAACUGAAAGCUUGAGUCCAUCAAACAUCAUUGGACAGGGCAUUGCAGGGAAGGUCUACAGAGGAGUGCUUGCAAAUGGCUGGCCUGUUGCAGUGAAGCACAUCGUUAAGAAUGAGCAUGCAGAAACCUUCCUAAGGGAAGUUAAAAGCCUCUCACAUGUCAGGCACCCGAAUCUUGUGUCAUUAAGAGGUUACUGUGACGGACAGGAGGAGUGUUUUCUUGUGUAUGAGCUGUGCAUCAACGGUAACCUAUCAGAAUGGCUAUUUGGAAAAGAUAAGAACCUUUCAUGGAUUCAGAGGCUUCAGAUAGCACUUGGAAGUGCUUGUGGCCUUUGGUUCCUGCACAUAUAUCCUGAAGGCUGCAUCGUUCACCGUGACAUCAAGCCAACCAAUAUACUUCUUGGGGUUGAUAUGGAACCCAAGCUGUCGGAUUUUGGACUCUCAAGGGUCAUGGACUUAGGUGUGUCGCAUGUAAGCUCUGAAGUCAGAGGAACGUUUGGCUAUGUUGAUCCAGAAUACCGCCACAACCACAGGGUGAAUGCUGCAGGGGAUGUGUACAGCUUCGGCAUGGUGCUCCUGCAACUCCUGUCAGGAAAACGAGCAAUCAACAUCAUGAAUACUGCUAUGCCAAUGUCACUGGACAAAAUGGCUUCUACACUUAUCCAAGAUGGCAAUGUAUCGGAGUUUGCUGAUCCUAGGUUGAAUGGAGAGUAUUCAACGGAGGCAUUUGAUCUCAGUUUGAAGCUUGCUCUGUUAUGCACUGGCCACAAGAAGCAACGGCCAUCCAUGGAGCAAGUUGUAUCAAGGCUUGAGAAGGCUCUUGAGAUCUCCAUGAGAGAUGAUGCAAAGCGCAACAACAUUAGCAUUGUCGAAUCCCUUGCAUAG